Messenger RNA from Capsicum annuum, 2082 nucleotides. RefSeq lists its product as uncharacterized. The record is from RefSeq and is a predicted model, not a curated record. The transcript is spliced from 16 exons. Gene Ontology annotation, biological process: proteolysis. NCBI's taxonomy places the organism in Eukaryota, Viridiplantae, Streptophyta, Magnoliopsida, Solanales, Solanaceae. Gene Ontology annotation, molecular function: cysteine-type peptidase activity. Bases 1 to 2082 code for a protein of 693 amino acids.
AUGGAUUCUUGUGCUAACUUUAGUUUAGGACUUAGUCAGUUAGAUACUAAAAAACAAGAUAUACAUGUUGAGUUUGUUUCUGGUACAUUUGAUUUUAAAGAACCCAAUUUCGCAGAGAAUUGUUCAAAGCAUCGAAACGACCCCACCACAAUGAAGAGAUUGAAGGAAGAGGCUAAUUCCAAAUCAAAGAAAUCAAGUUCAAAAACGGCCAGUAAGAAGAAGUUUGAUGAUUUCGGUAGACCACGUCUUCCGAAGGGGAAGAUUUUGAAAUUUACUAUUCUUGAAUUUUCUAUUAUCACUAGCCUGAAAUGCACCGGUGAUAUUGAUGAGUUUAUGUAUACUUCAUCAUCAAAAUCCCCUUUGAUGUCGAAGUAUUUUCCUGAAUCUGGAGGUGGCAAUGAAGAUCAAUCACGUGUUGUCACUGGAGAUGACGACUAUGAUGAUUUCACCACUGUACCUACUCAAGAAUUUCUAAGAAAGGCUCGUUUGGCUAAACCUGUAUCAACUGAACAACCAUCCAAAAUAAGAAAAACAGUUAUGUUUCAGGAAGUUAGUCCAGCUGCGACAGAUGGACAGAAAUCAACAAAUAAACUACAAAUUCGUGUGUCUGAUUUUGAUCAUCGUUAUCAAGUAGAAAUUGGUGUGUCUCCUGAGUGCGAACAGCUCAAGUUUGUUUCUUCGUCUUCUGCAACACCUGAAGGGACUUCUAAGUCUAAUUUAGAUAUGGAGCAGAUAAAGAGUUACAUCAAAACAUAUGUGAAUGAACAAAUUGUUGAGCUGAAAACACUAAUCUCCAAUAUACCUGCUGAGGAUGAGCAUAUGAAUGAUCAAGAAGAGGGACAUGAAGAAGAAUCGAAAAACACUCACAUUACUGAUAUGGAAGAUAUAUCGGAUGAGCAUAAUGAUGCAAUAGAAGCAGGUUGUACUGAAGAUCUGACCAUACAACAUAGCCCUCAAAUGAAACAUUUAGAGGAUAAGCAUAAUGCUGCAGUAAAAGCAGGUUGUACUGCAGAACUAAGCAUACAUUUAGAGGAUGAGCAUAAUGCUACAAUAGUAGCAGGUUGUACUAAAGAAUUCAGUAUACAGAAUAGACCACCUCAUAUGAAAUAUUUUGAGGAUGUGCUUAUGUCCGAUAAAGAGGAAGCUAGUAUCGAAGAUUUGGAAAAAAAGCACAGUCCUGUGAUGGAUGAGCAUAUUUCUGCAAAAGAAUCAUGUUGUGCUGACGAAUUGAACAAACAUCAUAGUACUAAUUUGAAAGAUUUGCAGGAUGAUGUGAAUGCCACAAUAAUGGAGUCUGUUCAAGAUGCUUUAGACGCACGAAUAUUUGGGUUGUCAACACCUUUGAAUACAAACAAAUUCAAUAUUGUUACACCAAAUUUAGUGACGAAAAGUCAGUGGUCACUUCCAGAUAGUCAGUUUUCACCUGACUUUCCCGGUGCACAAGUAAGGGAGCUUGAAGCAUCAAAAGAACGCGAAAGGUAUGCUUUUGAUGGUAGUACCAUUUCUGAAGACUUGCCUAAUCAAUUGAUCAGCGAUUAUUCACAGUUGAUUGAAAUUGGGUUACUGAAAUAUCAUGCUUCAAAGAAACAAACAGACAAUUACUAUCUAAAAAAUGCUCCAGGAUUAGGUUAUCCUCUAUUGAACUUUAUUGUUGCACAAGCACUCUCAAAGAAUUGGUUCUACUUGAUGUCGCAACCCAAAAUGUGUUGGAAUGAUGAGACUGAAAGAAUUGACUGGUCAACACUUAAAGCAUACGAAAGGAAGCUUGGUCUGCAAACUGGUGAGAUAAGUCACAGCCCAUUUGAUGUUGAAUACGUCCAAAACAUUCCACAGCAAGCAUCUGAUAGUUUGGAUUGCGGGGUCUUUGUGUCUGCAUAUGCAGAAAUAUUGAGUGAAGAGCAGCAAGUUCAUUUAUGUGAGUUUGAAGCUGCUAGUCAACGUGCAUGGUAUGCUUCAUUACUAUGGCAUUACGGAGUGACGAAGGCAAAAAAAGAUUAUACAAGUGAUAAUGACGAUCCUCCUCGGCCAAAGAAUACUUUUCUCCAAUCACCUGAUGAAAGUGCAAUUGUUACUUUGGAGUAG